CGCCUCCCCGCACAGAGGUGGGUUUGGUUGAGGUAGUUUGUUUGUGUGGGAGAGAGUCAGUCGGGGCCGCGGAGGGGGGAGCCGGAGCCGGAGCAGAGCCAGCAGGAAUUACUGACGUGAAGGAAGCUGUCAUCUUGUUCCAAGCCAAAACCUUCUGUGCUCACAAGGUCUGGUCAGUGGCUGGUAGGUUUUUGCAUUGGCUGGGGCACAGGCUGCUCUUGGAAUCCAGGCCAUGACCAGCAGAGGAGCUGCCAGGCCAAAUGGUCAGUCACAAGCCAGUAAGAUCUGUCAGUUCAAGCUAGUACUACUGGGUGAAUCAGCAGUAGGAAAAUCCAGCCUGGUGCUGCGUUUUGUCAAGGGACAGUUCCACGAAUACCAAGAGAGCACCAUUGGCGCGGCUUUCCUCACACAGUCUGUCUGUCUAGAUGACACAACAGUAAAAUUUGAAAUCUGGGAUACAGCUGGUCAGGAAAGAUAUCACAGUUUGGCCCCUAUGUAUUAUCGGGGCGCUCAAGCUGCAAUUGUGGUUUAUGACAUAACCAAUCAGGAAACAUUUGCACGAGCAAAAACAUGGGUGAAAGAACUUCAGCGGCAAGCUAGCCCAAACAUUGUUAUAGCCUUAGCGGGAAAUAAGGCUGAUCUUGCCAACAAGCGUAUGGUAGAAUACGAAGAAGCCCAGGCUUAUGCAGAUGACAACAGUCUAUUGUUUAUGGAGACAUCGGCCAAGACAGCAAUGAAUGUUAAUGAUCUCUUCCUGGCAAUAGCUAAGAAGCUGCCAAAGAGUGAGCCCCAGAGCACAGGCAGUGCCAUGGGUCGGAAUCGAGGUGUGGACCUUCAUGAGCAGUCCCAGCAGAACAAGAGCCAGUGUUGUAGCAACUAAGCAGUGGCAUUAAAGCAGCCGGCGAGAGAUAAGAUAUAACCUCCAUUCCCACCCCACUCCACCACACCUCACCUUCAGUAACAGCAUUGGCACACUUGGAAGCCGCCCCCUUUCUUCCUUCUCCAGAGAGCUCCGUUUAACUGCACUUCUAAUGCUUCAGAAACCACAACCAGACGUCUGUUACCACCACCCCAAGGAAAAGUGGAGAUAGACCGAUCGGGGACUUAACUUCCAAAAACAAACUCUUCUUCACUUUGUAUUAUAGGUGCAAAUAGCUACCUACCUACUUGGAUUCCCCUGCUCUGUUUUCUUCCAGAUAAUAUUCCUUUCUCCCUCCAUUCCCUCUCCCCCUAGUCUGUCUUUGCUCUGAUAAAAUCUGUGUUCUUGGUCCUGUAACAUUCACCUUCUCUUCACCUCCACCUCUUUGUUUUAUUCAAUGUGGUGGGGGAGGAUCACAAGUGAGGGGGAACAUAAUUCUUGUAGAUUUAUUUUUAAGAGCAAGGUUAACAAGUUGCCUCAGAAAAUGCGAAAUUUUUGUGGGAGUCCUCUCAGAAUUCAUUUUUUAAAAUUUCAUUUGUUUCCAAUGUUCAGAAAAGCUGCAGUGUCCUUCAUUAUCUUUUUCCAGGGCAGCCUUUUAUGGCUGGGUUGGAGAGGGAAAUUGUAUCUGAACUCUAGCUAGUGUUUUGCUUGCUUUGAUAUCAGUGUGGCCAUAGGACUCAGUGGCACAAGUAGAAGAAUCAUGUAUCUGUGAAUACAGAAUAUGAGGAACAGGUUCUCCAAACCCUUGGAUGGCACUUGUUGGUUGCUUUAGAAGUUUUCUUGGUCAGGUCAGUUGUUGAGGUACAGGAGACUCAUUUGAGGGUCAGUCUUACUGGCACGAGUGGUGUUAUGAAAAGUCUGUUGUGUGUCUUUUUCUGUUAUGUUAACAUUCAGAUGAUUAUGUGUAGGUUGCACUAAAGUUAUCAGAGUCCUUUUAGGCCUAUUCAGUUCUUUGCUUAACAGGUAUGACCAGCAGUCUGAAACAAGAAUGUGCAAGGGUGACUAAGUUCUCUUCAUUUUCUUGGAGUACAGCAGAGGAACCUGUCGCAGUUUCCAUUUUGAUAGGUUAUAUUGGUUCAGCUCUCAUGUGGCAAUAACACACUGUAUGCACAACAGUGUCUGUUUUGUAGAAGGUUGUUCUGAGUUGCCAAAAGGAUAAAUGCCCUUGCAUCCUUAGCAGAGCAUUUGAAAAGCCUUUUCCUGGUGAUUAUUGCAGAUUUUAAAGGUUUUGCACUACGGGGCUGAUGGUGCAAUAGAAUGAGAAACAAGACAGCAUGCUAGAUAAGAGGUGUUAGUAGGAGGACCAGUACUGUACUUUCUAUACCCUUUCCAUGCCAGGGAGCACCCAGCUUGCCUUGACUCUUUCCCAUGCCCUUGUGAAAUCUACUUCUUGUCCUAUAUAACAUUAUUGAGAGGUGGUAGGUGGAGUGAUGGAGCAGCCCCACCUGCCAGACUUCAAGACCCCUCAGUUCAUUUCCCAGAUCCCAAGGGCUGUCUAAACGCAAGAACUGUUUGUAUUAAAUAUACCUAGCCCUUUUACAGUUUACUCUGUAAAUAGUACAGCACAAAUAUGUGUGUAAAAAAAGGCGGGGUAGGGGUUGGGGGGAUUUUUACUCCCUUGCAAUUAGCUAAGCAAAGUAAUAGCUUUUUAAACUUAGUUGUAGAUAGUGCUGAUCUGUAAGGCUAUGCAUGCUACCAUCUUACCUGCAACUUGCUCUUUGAACAGCUAGUAAUGGUCCAGUGUCUUUGGAAGGAGUGAAUCUUAAUCCGAACAGUGGCCUUCACAGGGUCUGUGAUGAAUUCAUCUGACCCCUAUCCCUCCAGCAUUCUUACUGUUUAAAAGCCUCUCACAUGAGUUCAGUUUCUAAAAUGAAAUGACUCAUUGGUGCUGUAAGAUGGUUUACUGUCAAUAUGAGCAUCACUUAUAUGAUCAAUCUUGGUUGUAUUCUGAUCUCUGCUCCCUUUACAUUUCCAGUGUGAACGCUUUUGUAUCAGGGCAUGAAAUGGGCCAUACACACAAACACAUUCUUUCCCAUUGUUUUUCCAAGCACAGUUAUAAGCACUCUUAAUUUUGCACAUAUUUUCACCUGUACUUUCUAUAGGCUUGUGCUUAUUUACCUGUUCCCAUCCAUCAGUAUAAUUUAAAUACUGAUGCCCACCCACUCAGUGCUUGCACUAAGGACUUAAGUGUUGUUUUUAUCCAUCCUUACAUCCAUACAGUUAUACUGCUCAUUCUUACACUGCUGUUGGAAUUUAUUGUGCUGCCUUUGAAAUGGGUGUCUAGUGGUAAGUAUCUAAGAAGAAGCCAGACUUAGCUGUUUCCUCAAAACUUAGGAAGAAUACAUCAAAAUUGAUUUGACUGUAAGUGACAUAUGCUAUAAAUUUCUGCCUCUUGUUACCCUGUGGGUAUAGUGGUAACUCUCCUCCACCUUUGUGCAUGCAAUUUAAGGAGCUGUCAAGGAUGCUGAAGACUAGAUUGUCUUAGGAAGCCCUAGGACUUUCCCAUAUUUGUUUCAAAUUCUAAAACCCACAGCUGUGUCAGGGCUGAGAUCUGUUGGCGGGAGAAUCCGGCAAUGGAGUCUUGAGGCUUCCAUUGUUUUCACUGUAAAGCUUUCUUCACUGAUAGUUCUGUGUACUGCUUUGUGCAUAUAAUUGGUCAUGUUUCCUUAUCUAGGAGAACAUAGGAACAGGUAAUAAGUAUGCCUCCCCCCUGCCAACAAAACUGUGUUGCUGUAUUGACCUCAGCUCAUGACACAGCAAGCAUAAUUUUGUAUUUAAAUGACAACACCCCCCCCCCAUGCUUUUCGUUACUGCACAGAAACUCUUUUCCCCUGUGCUUCCUGGCUAGUUCCUGGACCAAGUGAAGACACUGCAGCUUUUUCUUAAAACAAAUACAUACUUUUUCUUCUGCUUUAUUUCCCUUUUCUGAUCAGGGUUGUUUUUUGUUUGUUUGUUUGUUUUGGGUUUUUUGCGCUUUUGAGAAAGCUCUUACAUUGCAUUUAAAAUAACAAUCAUGGUAACAGAAUUCAACUGCUGAUUUACCGAUGUAUUUAAUGUAAGUAAACAAAAAUCAGUGUAUUAGA
This is a messenger RNA of Sceloporus undulatus (fence lizard), 4002 nucleotides long. RefSeq names its product RAB5B, member RAS oncogene family (gene RAB5B). Gene Ontology annotation, molecular function: GTP binding; GTPase activity. Lineage: Eukaryota; Metazoa; Chordata; Lepidosauria; Squamata; Phrynosomatidae. The transcript has 6 exons. The coding region runs from base 233 to 880 and encodes 215 amino acids. The record is from RefSeq and is a predicted model, not a curated record.